Molecule: messenger RNA, 510 nt
Organism: Hevea brasiliensis (rubber tree)
Lineage: Eukaryota; Viridiplantae; Streptophyta; Magnoliopsida; Malpighiales; Euphorbiaceae
Product: intracellular ribonuclease LX-like
Exons: 3
Coding region: 1-510 (169 amino acids)
Biological process (GO): RNA catabolic process
Cellular component (GO): extracellular region
Molecular function (GO): ribonuclease T2 activity; RNA binding
Source: RefSeq, a predicted model, not a curated record
AUGUGGCCUGUCAAUAUUGGUGGCCAUAGUCCUAAUCCUAAGAAAUGCAAAGGACCUCCCUUUGAUGCUAACAAGCUGAUUAACUCUCCCAUUAUUAGUGAGCUAAACAAGUUGUGGCCAAAUUUCGAUGCCAAACAGUCUAAUACUGACUUAUGGGAACAUGAGUGGGUUAAACAUGGCAUUUGCACUGGUUGGGACCUAUUCCAGUUCUACAAGAAAUCAAUAGACAGGGUUGAGCAAGUAAAUAUUCUCAGAGUAUUGGAAACAGCAGGCAUUACUCCAAACAAUGCUAAAUACAAUAUCGAUGAUAUUAAAAGAGCUUUCAACCACCUGACAAGACCCAUCAUACAUUGCAAUAAAGAAAAGUCCAUUCCGAAGAAGAUGUUAUUUCAAGUAUAUUUCUGUCUUGAUAGGAAUGGAGAACAAUUUCAAGACUGCUCAUUGAUGCCAGAGAAUGAAUUAGUAUUUGGAUGCAAGACAGGAGAUGAAGUUGUAUUUCCUUCAGCAUGA